AUGUUGAGGGAAAAUGGGUUUGAUCAAGUUUUGGAGAAAUGCUACUCUUUUUGUGAUAAACAUAAGAUUGUGAAGUUGGAUAUGGCUGAAGCUUAUGUUAAUGCAAGAAAUUCAAGGAAAAAGGUGAACAUUACCAAUCAACAUUAUUAUAACUAUGAUAUAUUCAACACUGUUUUGGAUAUGCAAAUCCGAGAGUGUGGUGAUCGUUUUGGUGAGAUAAGUACCGACUUGCUUCAAAAUAUGGCGGCUUUGAAUCCACGCAAUUCAUUUUCUCAAUUUAACAAAUCAAGCCUAUUGAAGUUGAGUCAGAUGUAUCCCCGAGAUUUUGAAGACAAGGAAAGGAUCAUUCUUGAGCAUGAACUUGAUAUCUACUAUCAUUCUGUUUAUAAUGAUGUCAGAUUUGCCAACUUAAACGGUAUUGCCGACCUCGCCAGAUUAAUGGUGGCAACAAGAAAGCAUCUUUCUCAUCAUUUAGUCUACCGGUUAUUGAAACUGACACUGGUUUUGCCUGUUGCAACUGCUACGGUUGAAAGAUGUUUUUCGGCGAUGAAGCUUGUCAAGACAGAUUUACGUAACCGAAUUGGUGAUGAUUUUUUGAAUUCUGCCCUCAUUUGCACCAUAGAAAAGGAAGUCCUUAGUAAUGGUAAAGACGAAGAUAUCAUCGAUCGUUUCCAAAAGAUGAAGACACGCCGAGGACAAAUUUAG
Messenger RNA from Cynara cardunculus var. scolymus (artichoke), 705 nucleotides. RefSeq lists its product as uncharacterized. The record is from RefSeq and is a predicted model, not a curated record. Bases 1 to 705 code for a protein of 234 amino acids. The transcript has a single exon. Lineage: Eukaryota; Viridiplantae; Streptophyta; Magnoliopsida; Asterales; Asteraceae.